Molecule: messenger RNA, 1539 nt
Organism: Malaya genurostris
Lineage: Eukaryota; Metazoa; Arthropoda; Insecta; Diptera; Culicidae
Product: zinc finger CCCH domain-containing protein 15 homolog
Exons: 4
Coding region: 142-1404 (420 amino acids)
Biological process (GO): cytoplasmic translation
Cellular component (GO): cytosol
Molecular function (GO): metal ion binding; mRNA binding
Source: RefSeq, a predicted model, not a curated record
AAUCGCAAAUGUCAUUUUUCACAACUUUAAAAAAUUGCUGUAUAUGCGGUGUGCAUUUCGCAUGCCUGUUUGAAUUUCCUGGUAAAAUAAUAUAGUUUUUGCUGUAUAUUCCGCACACCUAGACUGAUAAAAUAUUGUAAAAUGCCUCCAAAAAAGCCCGCACCCGGUGCUUCGAAAAAGGCGGAGACUAAAAAGAAGGAAAAAAUUAUCGAGGAUAAAACCUUUGGGUUGAAAAAUAAAAAGGGAGCUAAACAACAGAAAUUUAUCUCCCAAGUAGAGAAGCAGGUUAAAAGCGGAGGACAGCAUAAUUUGAAUGUCAAUCCAAACGCUAAGAAGGAGGAAAAGGAGAAAAAGUUGAAGGAACAGAAGGAGCUGGCUGCUCUUUUCAAACCCGUUCCAACGCAAAAGAUCGAAAAGGGCGUUGAUCCUAAGUCGAUCCUCUGUGCAUUUUUCAAGCAGGGUACCUGUACCAAGGGUGAUAAAUGCAAAUUUUCCCACGAUCUGUCUAUUGAACGAAAAGCGGAAAAACGAUCGAUUCACGUGGAUAUGCGUGAUUCCGAAAAUGAUACGAUUGAAAACUGGACCGAAGAAAAACUCGCAGAAGUUGUGGCAAAGAAGCACGCUAAAGAAAAGAAUAUGCCAACUACUGCUAUUAUUUGCAAAUAUUUCUUGGAUGCGGUAGAACGUUCACUCUACGGGUGGUUUUGGGAAUGCCCAAACGGUGAAAAGUGCAUAUACCGGCAUGCACUGCCUCCAGGAUAUGUGUUGAAGAAGGAUAAAAAGAAAAUGGAAGCGGACAAGGAAGAAAUUUCGCUGGUUGAUUUGAUCGAAACAGAACGUGCUGCUCUCGGGUCGAAUCAGACUCGGGUCACGUUAGAAACAUUCCUUGCCUGGAAGAAACGUAAACUGAUAGAAAAGAAGCAACGCGAGCUCGACGAUGAAGAGCGCAAACGAAAGGACUUUAAGGCCGGCCGACAGAAUGGACUUUCUGGAAGAGAAAUGUUUAGCUUCAAUCCCGAGUUGGUUGAGUUUGGCAUGGAUGAGGGUGAAGAUGCGAUCGAGAGCUACGGCCGAAAUGAAGAUGAUGAUGAUGCAACUGAAUAUAAAGAGUUGGAUUUGAAUAUGCUUUCGUUGUCUAUCAAAGAAGCGGAUAAUACUGGUACCGUGGCUGAGACGGAUCGAUGGGAGAAAAUGAACGCUAACAAAUCUGUAACUACUAACGGUGAGACUGAGGAGGGUGCAGUAGCAACAACCGCGACUGGAUCAGCGGAUGCAGCUCCAAUAAAUGAGAAUCUGUUCCUCGAAGAAGAUCUCGAAGGAAUUGAUGACGAACUCAGCGAUGACGACGAUGAUGAUGAUGAUGAUGAUGAUAACGAUGAAGGUCCACAAAGUGAAAAAUCCUGAUACUAGUAGCUGAAGAACUGUGUAAAAUUUUGUCGAUUGCUACAUUGCACAACAAUGCUUUGUACAUGGAAUGCCUUCGAACUGUCGAGGCUAUUGUUCUACAAUUAUUGGAAACAAACACACAAUUAAACGCAA